AUGUCAUCAUCAAGUCAGAACCGUUUACCUACCGCAGUUAAAGGCGGAUCAGGCCUCACGAAGACACCCGCAAAUACCUCUUCAGACCCUGAUUCCUCAACCCUACACAGCGUUAAUUCUGGGCUCCAUGACACACAUGACCAAACUAAGCCGAGUGUUGCCAAGAACGAUAUGAAAGCCAGCGGCACCGUUGGAGACGGAACGAAGGUUGGACGGAUGGUUAAGGAGGGGGCCGCGGAUUUCAUUGAUAAUCUAGCGCACGACAGCGUCAUGGACCCAUCGCAAUCUUAA
This is a messenger RNA of Morchella importuna, 291 nucleotides long. RefSeq lists its product as uncharacterized. The coding region runs from base 1 to 291 and encodes 96 amino acids. The record is from RefSeq and is a predicted model, not a curated record. The transcript is spliced from 2 exons. NCBI's taxonomy places the organism in Eukaryota, Fungi, Ascomycota, Pezizomycetes, Pezizales, Morchellaceae.